UCAAAGGUUGUUGGUAUCAUAUCAGCAACAAAUGACGCGAAGGAUGUGGGCAAAGAGAAAAGUUUGGUAGAUGUCUACUUUGUUUCCCCAAACAGUAUGAAUGAGCAGCCAAAAGUUUCAAAGCGGAUUACGCGUGAACUGGAGAGAUAUUUAAACAGAGAGAGGGUUCAACAAAGAUUUGACCCAUCUGGGCAAGGACUAGCCAGGACACAUCCACUUGUGGUAAACUUGGAGUUAGCGUAUCUGAUUGCCAGCGAGGAUGAAAAGCGAAAAGAAAGAGAGAAGCGUGGAGCAGAAUCACCUCGAGAUGAGGGGAAGAAAAACAAAGAAAUUUUAUUGGAACAAGAUGCGAUGCCAAGGAUCAAGCCACUCCCAAAGAAAAAAAUUAGAGCUCAAGCAUCCGAGAUAGAGAGACUAGCCAUAACUGCUCAAUCUACUUUGAAAAGCAUUGAUGCAGACAAGAUAAGUACGGUCUAUCGCUUCAGACAACAAAUGAUUCCAUAUGAAGUUAGACAUCGGGGCAAAGUGAAGCAGGUCUCCACGAGUGUCCAUGCCAUGUUGAAUGCAGAAGAAGCAUGGAGGUAUAGGAAAGAAAAUGAUGAAAGAGAAAAAGUAAAGAAAUAUCGAGAGCAGCAGAAAGCCAAGGCAAAGGAGAAGGUUGCGCAGGAGGCUAAGGAGAGGGAAAUGGCAAAGCUACCACCAGGAAUCAGGAUGGAGAUAAAGCGCCAGCAGGAGAAGCAAAGUAAAACUGCUGUACUUGAAAAACUCCUUGAGCCUGAUCGAAGCAAAACAAGUUCACCUCGGUGCAGCGCUCCCAUAGAAUCUGAGGAUGGCUUUGCUGAUUCAGAGGAAAGCCUGUACGAGGACGAUUUUGAAGAGGAGGAAGAGGAUGCAGAUGAUGAUAGGGUAGAUUGCUCCUCUGGGAAGGAACUUGAGAUGGUCGAUAGAGAUGACAUGACGAGUGAAGAUACUAUCAGUAGGAAAACAGAUGGCACUGAAGAUGAAGCCCCCAUUGCUGCUGUCACUACGGCCAAUGAUGCAGGAAGUGUUUCCUCAUUUCCAUCUACUACCUUGACCUCGGCCACCUCUAGACCUCAGAGCAAAAGAUCAACCCACCAGGAUCAAGAAGCAGCCGAAGCAUAUGAGGAUGACAGCUUUGAGAGCGAUAACGGCGAUGCGGAUGAUCAGAGCGUGUUCAUGACAGAUGUCAACCCAGGCAGUAUUACUGGGAGUAGAAACAGUUCAAGAGCUCCAUCACCUACAAAGUCAUCAGGCAGGCUGCAAAAGGAGGACAUUACUGUCACUGAAGAGAAAAGCACCUCAGAAUCAAGCUUGAAGCAUGGUCACGAAGACCAGGUCGGAGAUCACAGAGGCAAUAACCCUGGGUCAGGAGACGUGAAGCGGUUGGCCAACCAGCUCGCUCGAGCUGUUGUUAGGAAUACGGCUGAAGAGGAAGGGGUGUCCUACUCAUCCAUGUCUUCAAUCCAGAGUGAUAGGUCAAAGGUCAAAGCAGCAGAUGUUGAACAGGCUGAAGAUGAAAAAAGAAAUAGGCAGAUGACCCAAGAGUACACCAGAACGGAGAGCGUUGUCUCGCUGAGUGAUAGAGUGAAGAUGGAUCUGGAGAAGCAAAGAGAUACUUGAAAGAUAUUCAAGGUCACACUGGGUUGAAGAUACUUAGUCAACCCUUUGAGUGAUGGUUUUUAUGGAUAUCUGGGCACAGUGACACAAAGGUUAGCGAUUGCAUCCGUAGACUGAGGAACCAGUCACAAUUGUUCCUUCAAAUAAGCGAUUUAUCGUUAUCCUUUGUGUUAAAAGGGCCCUGAGCAACAAAGAGCUAAAGAUGUUGAUUUUGUUACAAAUAUUAUUAUAUAGGCUGAACAUUUUGUCGAAGAUUAAAAAGCUCAAGUUCAAAACUGGUUGCUGGGUAUAUAUAUGUCUCUAAUAGAUUGUAAUCAGUUGACUAGUAGAUUUUUUAGUUACUAUAGGCUGAACAAAUUGUGCGAGAUUCAAAUCCUGAUUUGCAAUCUUCACUGGACAUCUCUGUUUUUCUGAUUGACCAGUAGAUUUUCUUAUUUUCCCAUUGGCUGAACAAUUCCGAAGGUUCUUUAUUCUGAAGGUUUGUAAUUCCGAAACACGUAAAUUGCCUAUACCUCGAUGUUCGUUUAUCCGAAAAUGUAAAAGGGUUCGUUAAUCCGAAAACGAAAUAAGGUUCGUUAGUCCGAAAACGAAAUAAGGUUCGUUAAUCAUUUCGUUUUUGGACUAACGAACCUUCGGAAUUUCGAACCUCAUUUCGUUUUCGGAUGAACGAACCUUCGGAAUUACGAACCUCACUUCGUUUUCGGACAAACGAACCUUCGGAAUUACGAACCUUCGGAAAUACGAACCUUCGGAACAACGAACCUUCGGAAUAUCCAAACCUUCAGAAUAACGAAGCUUCGGAAUUACGAAUGUAUGCAAUUAUUUUUAACUUAUUACCAAUUUUCUUAGGAGAUUGCUAUUCACAUAUGCUGAACGAAUUGCCCAAUAUUCUGAACUGUUUAACUUUUAUUGAUAUGAAUCUCAACCUCUAAAUUCACUGAAGCUUUCAUGUCCAGAUAUUAUUACUAUUGUACUUUUAUAAUGGGGUCAUAUUUUACGUUAGAUAUUUGGCUGAAUCUGUACUAUAGGCAAAUUUAAAUCUUUUAACCAUGGCCAAAAUACAUGUAUGACAGGGUAAUAGUUAUUUAUUUUUAUAUGAAAAUGUUUUUUUUAAAGGCACUCUCUAAUGCAUAUAAUCAUUGCAUUGGAUAUUGAUACUGAGUGGUGUUUGUGUUUUUUGUGUGUUAGGUUGAAGAUAAAGUAUAGGAGUGUAGCCCAGUCUUUUUUUAUAACUUGCCAAUUAUCACUAUUUUGUCUUUUUCACUCAAACUUUUUACUGUAGCCAUGUUUUAACUAGGCAUUGUAAGACCAAGUUACUUGGAGGGCAGGUAAAUUUUACAUCCCGGCCCCUAAGAUGUGGCCCGUGAAAGGUCCAAUUGACACAAAAAUUGUUUCAGACAAUCAUGCUUGAUUUUUUCACUAAACAAAGUUAAUUUGUAUUUCAUUUCCAUGAAAUAAAGCAUGCAUUUCUACCUAUAUUAUUUCUCAGAUUAGGUGUUUUGAAUGCAAAUCUAUUGUAAAAGCCUGAGGGAACACAUUCCCAACAUUAUCGUUCAUGGAAAGGUCAAUCUUGAGAUUAUCCUUGUACUCUUGGAUGUGUUAUCUUCUUUUUAAAGUCAUUAGUUUUUAUUCUAUAUAUUAUAUUGCUUUUAUGUGUAUUCCAGAUUUUAAUUUCAAUUAAGUUCAAAAGAGAAAAUUUCAUUUAAAAUAUUUAAAAGUUUUGCUAAAUUAAUUAUAACAUUUUAACAAAUCCAUUCGUCUGUACUGAAAAAAUGAUGUUGUUUUUUAUUUAAAGCCAAAUAUGUGAUUAUUUUACAUGUUUCAUAACAGGGUUUUUUUUUAAUCAGAGUUGAUGAGUACUAAAGCAAAAUAUGCUUUAGAAUAGUGAUGUAAAUUGACCUCAUCAGAUUUUCCUCAAAAUGUAUCACAUCCUGAGAAAAAAUUCAGAAUAUACAUUUAUAAUAUACUAUAUGAAUAUUUACAUUUUAUGGUAAUUUAGAAAAUCAUGUGUCUACUUGCUAUGUGUUCUUCAGAUAAAUAUGUUUGUAUUAUAUACAUUUAAUUAAUAUAAUGUAAAUAUGUAUGAUUAAUAAAAGUUUUUAUAUUAGUAGUAGAUUGUGACAAAAUAUGAACGGAAUUUGUCAAUGUAGUAACUUUUAACAUACUACAUGUAGCUGCAAUUUAAUGGAUAAAUAAAAUUGCUUCCAAGUGUUUUUCCAUUUGCUUACACUAGCCUUAAAAGUAAUCAGGGAUUUUAAGUAUUUUUAUACACAAACCUCAUAUUUUAUAAAUUACAUACUUGCAUUUUUCUCACUAUUUUGUAAAGAUAAAUCGUUUUAAGUUCAAGUAAAACUUGAACUUAGAUUAUUCAUUGUCACAUAUAAUUUUUAAAAUCUGUGAGUCUUGAUAAAAAAUAAAUUACUUGCAUGAUA
Molecule: messenger RNA, 4070 nt
Organism: Lytechinus pictus (painted urchin)
Lineage: Eukaryota; Metazoa; Echinodermata; Echinoidea; Temnopleuroida; Toxopneustidae
Exons: 8
Coding region: 97-1641 (514 amino acids)
Source: RefSeq, a predicted model, not a curated record